AUGCACCGUUGGUCUCUCCGCCAGUCCGGCUCGGCUGUCGGCAGCAGCGUCGAGUUCUCGCUCUCGGAUCUCAAGCCUCGAUUUGUCUGCCACUGGCUAGCGUACCGACCUCGCGCUCUACACUACGUGUUUGUGGAGAAGCUCGUUGACUGUCUGCUGCUGAUCGAUCGUGUACCCAUAGUCUUUAUUGAACCCGAGACACAUGCCGAGGAAGUUCUCGACACUGCCGAUGUACUUGAGUUCCAGACUUUGCAUGUCCGCUCCGAAGUCAUCGAGAAUCUGAUCAGCCGUCGAGGCACCGAGCAGGCUAUCAACGUAGGUCCCGACGAUCACCGCGCCACUUUUGUUCGUCGUGUAGUAGACGCACGUGUCCGUCAUCGAUUGCACAAAAUCGAUGCCGGUUUGCGUCCUGUGUACAAGCUAGUUCCAUAA
This is a messenger RNA of Peronospora matthiolae, 432 nucleotides long. The record is from the annotation of a GenBank genome assembly. NCBI's taxonomy places the organism in Eukaryota, Oomycota, Peronosporomycetes, Peronosporales, Peronosporaceae.